Oncorhynchus nerka (sockeye salmon) is the source of this 6532-nucleotide messenger RNA. Its product is annotated as lysyl oxidase homolog 4-like. Gene Ontology annotation, biological process: collagen fibril organization; peptidyl-lysine oxidation. Bases 608 to 3334 code for a protein of 908 amino acids. The transcript has 15 exons. The record is from RefSeq and is a predicted model, not a curated record. Lineage: Eukaryota; Metazoa; Chordata; Actinopteri; Salmoniformes; Salmonidae. Gene Ontology annotation, molecular function: protein-lysine 6-oxidase activity; copper ion binding. Gene Ontology annotation, cellular component: membrane.
GAGAAAGCCAGACAAGUCUUCCUGCCCUCUUUCUUUCAUUCACUCACCCACUCCGUCCCAGCGAGAGAGAGCUGGUGACUCCGUCUCAGAGAGAGAGAGAGAGCUGGUGACUCCGAGAGAGAGAGAGAGAGAGAGAGAGAGAGAGAGAGAGAGAGAGAGAGCUGGUGACUCCGAGAGAGAGAGAGAGAGAGAGAGAGAGAGAGCUGGUGACUCCGAGACAGAGAGAGAGAGAGCUGGUGACUCCGAGGGAGAGAGAGAGAGCUGGUGACUCCGAGACAGAGAGAGAGAGAGAGAGAGAGAGAGAGAGAGAGCUGGUGACUCCGAGACAGAGAGAGAGAGAGCUGGUGACUCCGAGACAGAGAGAGAGCUGGUGACUCCGAGACAGAGAGAGAGAGAACUGGUGAGACCGAGACAGAGAGAGAGAGCUGGUGACUCCGAGACAGAGAGAGAGAGCUGGUGAGACCGAGACAGAGAGAGAGCUGGUGACUCCGAGACAGAGAGAGAGAGAACUGGUGAGACCGAGACAGAGAGAGAGAGCUGGUGAGACCGAGACAGAGAGAGAGAGCUGGUGACUCCGAGACAGAGCACAACUGCAGACUGAGUAAGGAUGUUGGGCCUCCUCCUGUGUGUGAGUUCCCUCCUCCUCCCCCUCCUCUCCCCCUCCCUCGCCCAGGGAUCAGGGCCAAGGGUGCGCCUGGCAGGUGGGAGGCGGGGCCCCAACGAGGGUCGCGUAGAGGUGUUCUAUAACGGGGCGUGGGGGACAGUGUGUGAUGAUGAGGUGGAUAUUAACCUGGCCAACGUGGUGUGUCGAGAGCUGGGCUUCUCACGCAGUCUCACCUGGGCUCACAGCUCUAAGUUUGGGGAAGGACAAGGUCUGAUCUGGUUGGAUAACGUGCACUGCAUGGGGACGGAGCUCUCCCUGUCUGACUGUCACUCCAACGGCUGGGGGAUAAAUGACUGCACCCACUCUGAGGACCUGGGGGUCGUCUGUAGCACCCAGAGGAGGGUAGACUACUCCCCUAACCAGGUAGAGGGCUCCCCCACAUCCCUGGGCGUCCCAGUGGCCUCGGCCCGACCACAGAGGAUCCCCAACCUCUCCACACCGCCACGUUUAUCCACAGUCCAAGACAGGGUGGCCCCUCCUCCCCCUGCUCACAUCACAUCCCCCGGGAGAAGGGGUCAUGAGAUCGCCCUCCACCGCAACACCCCCAGAGGUCAGGGUCAAAGUUCACCGCAACAGCGUCGGGGUCAUGAUAUCCACUUGCGUACCCGGAACGGCCAGAGUCAGGCGGGAGGGGAGGCCAGGACGAGACAGGAGAACCCGGCCGUGCCCCAGGGGCAUCAGAUCCCCCCCCGGCUGGGGAAUGGUGCAGCCUACAGGCAGGCCCAGGAUGUGGGGCGGACCGGACCACAGGCGGCCAGACGGGAGGCAGAGAUCCCCAGGCAGCCCAGUGGGAACCAUGUUGAACCAGAGGCAGAAAUCACCAACAUGGACCUGGAGACAGACAUCACAGACGGACAGACGGCCAGUAGGGUGAGACUGGAGGAGGUACGUCUCCGGCCCGUUCUGACAGGCGUCCGUACCGGCCUGCUGUCAGAGGGCGUUUUGGAAGUGAAGCAUGCUGGGAGGUGGCGUCAUGUGUGCGACCAGGGCUGGGACCUCAGCGGCAGCCGUGUGGUGUGUGGCAUGCUGGGAUACCCCUCCGCCGAGGCAUACGACCACACCGUCUACAGGAAACUAUGGGACGCCAAGUUGGCAGAUCCCUCUACAAGACUAGCAGGUCUGUCCAGUAAGAAGGGUUACUGGGUAGAGCAGGUCAAGUGUUUGGGUACGGAGCCUGUCCUCUCCCAGUGCCACUCCCAGCUCUCCCUCCCCAGGAACCAGGUCACCUGUCAGGGGGGCAUGUACGCCGUGGUGCGCUGUGUACCUGGACACCAGUUCACACGCCUCUCCUCGGGGAGACCGCCCGCUCCCCCCGACGUCCAGCUGGGGGUGCGUCUGAAAGCAGGCCCCAGGCUGGGGGAGGGCAGGGUGGAGGUACUGAGAGAGGGGAAGUGGGGGACCGUGUCGGACCACCUGUGGGACCUGAAGGCAGCCAGUGUGGUCUGCAGGGAGCUGGGGUUCGGAUCGGCCAAGGAGGCUCUCAACAAGGCCCAGCUGGGACAGGGUACUGGACCUAUUCAUAUGAACUCAGUUCAGUGUACAGGCAGAGAGAAGUCUCUGCUGCAGUGUUCUUUCAGGGAGGUUCCUCUCUACAGUGUAAAACACACUAAUGACGUGGCUGUGCGCUGCAACGUCCCCAACACUGGGCUGGAGACCACGGUGCGGUUGGCGGGGGGCAGGGAGCCUGCAGAGGGGCGUGUGGAGGUGCUGAUGGAGGUGGGAGGGGUACAGCGCUGGGGGGCCGUCUGCAGUGAGAACUGGGGCAUCAACGAGGCCAUGGUGGUGUGCAGACAGCUGGGCUACGGCUUUGCAAACAGAGCUCACCAGGAGACGUGGUACUGGCCCGGAGCUCCGGAGGCAGCAGAGGUGGUUCUGACUGGAACCCACUGCAUCGGCACAGAGAUGUCCGUUCAGCAGUGUCGUAGGAACACACAGGUCUACUGCCCCAGGGGAGGAGAUGGCAAGGCGGCUGGGGUCACCUGUGUUGAGACGGCCCCUGACCUGGUAUUAGAUGCCCAGUUGGUCCAGGAGACAGCCUACCUGGAGGACCGCCCCUUGCACCUCCUGACCUGUGCCAAUGAGGAGAACUGUCUGUCGUCCUCUGCUGCCCGGAUGAGCUGGCCUUACGGACACAGACGCCUGCUACGAUUCUCCUCACGCAUCAUGAACAUGGGCCGGGCCGACUUCAGACCUAGAGCGACCAGGGAGUCCUGGACCUGGCACCAGUGUCACAGGCACUACCACAGCAUUGAGGUGUUCACCCAUUAUGACCUUCUGACCCUGAAUGGAACAAAGAUCGCUGAGGGUCACAAAGCCAGCUUCUGUCUGGAGGACACCUACUGUCCCGAAGGUAUGCAGAAGCGCUACUCGUGCUACAACAUGGGAGAGCAGGGUAUCCAGGUAGGUUGCUGGGAUACGUAUCGCCAUGACAUCGACUGUCAGUGGAUCGACAUCACAGACAUCAGCCCCGGGGAGUACAUCUUUCAGGUUGAAGUGAACCCCUCGUUGGACAUGGCCGAGUCAGACUUUCAGAACAACGUGAUGCGUUGCCGCUGCAAGUACGAUGGAGGACGUGUCUUCAUGUUCGGCUGCCACGCUGGUGAUGCAUACAGUCCAGACGUGGAGGAUCUGUUUGAGCACCAGCGUCAGAUCACCAACAACUUCCUCUAACCAACGGAACAACAAAAGAACCAAUGGGAGAUCUCCAUCCAACCGAACAACGAAUGAAAGACUUCAGAACAACCAGUCAACCAAUGGGGGUUCUCAGGGCAGAGCUUUGGAACCACAGCUCAUCUCAACUUACCCAAUCAGUGGAGAGGAGCCGGAGGAGAACCAGGAAGCCGGGGUUGGAAUGGAUUGUGCGAGGGAGGGGGGAGGAAGGAAGAGGGGAGGGAAGGGGGGAAUUGUUUCUGGAAAGGUCAAAGAAAGAAUCACCUGAACAUCAAGCAAUCAUCGCACCUUCCCCAUCACUAACCAUAUCUCUGAGAGAGAGAGAGAGAGAGAGAGAGAGAGAGAGAGAGAGAGAGAUAGACAGAGACGUAUACAGGACUUAUGGGUAGUUAUGACACGUUUCUCAGUUGGAAUUGGACCAUAUCAAGCUGUCACAUGUGUCAGGUGUCACCAUGAUAACAGGAUUUAGAUUAAAUUAGAGAUGCUUGUCUUGAAACAAAAAAUUAUGUGCAACAUGGAGUUAUUUACAGAUUUGAAAUGACGGAAAAACAACAAGAUUGUUCCCUAAGAUUCAGACAUACUAUGGUUAUGUAGCACAGGAGGCUGGUGGCAUCUUAAUUGGGGAGGAUGGGCUGAUAGUAAUGGCUGCAAAGGAAUUAAAUGGAAUGGAAUCAAACACAUGGUUUCCAUAAAACCCCAAUCAAUACUUUAAACUGCCCGAAUGGCACCAGAACGUCAAGAUGAAAUGGAUUUUCAAUUUUGUUCCAGCAAUACGGUGCAUUAAAAACAAAAAGCAGAUUUACCUGCCGGAGACCAAGUUAACCAAGCCUUAGGUAAUUCAGGUGUCUAUACUUCAACAGCAAAGUUAGAUAAGACCUUGUAAACAACAAGGGUGUCUUCCUGCUUGCGGACAUUUUGAAUUCUGUAUAUGUCUGUGUUUAUGUCUGUGUAUAUGUCUGUGUCUGUGUAUAUGUCUGUGUAUAUGUCUGUGUUUAUGUCUGUGUUUAUGUCUGUGUAUAUGUCUGUGUUUAUGUCUGUGUAUAUGUCUGUGUAUAUGUCUGUGUAUAUGUCUGUGUUUAUGUCUGUGUAUAUGUCUGUGUAUAUGUCUGUGUAUAUGUCUGUGGUUAUGUCUGUGUAUAUGUCUGUGUAUAUGUCUGUAUAUAUGUCUGUGUAUAUGUCUGUGUAUAUGUCUGUGUUUAUGUCUGUGUAUAUGUCUGUGUAUAUGUCUGUGUUUAUGUCUGUGUAUAUGUCUGUGUAUAUGUCUGUGUAUAUGUCUGUGUUUAUGUCUGUGUAGAUGUCUGUGUAGAUGUCUGUGUAUAUGUCUGUGUUUAUGUCUGUGUAUAUGUCUGUGUUUAUGUCUGUGUAUAUGUCUGUGUAUAUGUCUGUGUUUAUGUCUGUGUAUAUGUCUGUGUAUAUGUCUGUGUUUAUGUCUGUGUAUAUGUCUGUGUAUAUGUCUGUGUAUGUGUUGAUGUCUGUGUUUAUGUCUGUGUAUAUGUCUGUGUAUGUGUUGAUGUCUGUGUUUAUGUCUGUGUAUAUGUCUGUGUUUAUGUCUGUGUAUGUGUUGAUGUCUGUGUUUAUGUCUGUGUAUAUGUCUGUGUAUGUGUUGAUGUCUGUGUAUAUGUCUGUGUAUAUGUCUGUGUUUAUGUCUGUGUAUGUGUCUGUGUAUAUGUCUGUGUAUGUGUCUGUGUAUAUGUCUGUGUAUAUGUCUGUGUAUGUGUAUAUGUCUGUGUAUAUGUCUGUGUAUGUUAUAUAGCUGAGCCUUUAAGUUGUCUAUUGUCUUCUCAAUCUCAGUCAUGAUCUUAUAAGAUAGUAUCACAGACGCAAGGAAACGUAUGAAAUUGGAUUCGCAUUUAUUAUUGUAUGUUUUUGUCUGUCGAAAGUUCAACUCAAGUCAACUAUUUCCGGAGUUUCAUACGCACAAAAGGCCGUCAUCUUGUGUGUUUUCUUUCGAAAGACAAUCAUCUCGGUUGUCCAUCUUCCAUCAACGGAAGCCCUCCAUUGAAAAACCAUUGGCUCAAAGCCAUAGUUUUCCUCACACAAACUUCCUGUCUGGCCACUGCCUUGGUAAUUGAUCAGGGCCCGGUUCCCCAAAAGCAUCUUGAGGCUAAGUUUAUCUUAGAACCAUAGGAUCCUUGAGAUGUUUUUGGGAAACCGGGCCUUGGUGGUUUUCUCUCGUCCUCUUGCCUGUUGUCCAUCCAUCAUCAAAUCAGAUCCCCCUACUUCCUUUAAAAACUGGCCUUCAUGUGCUUUCAUAUAUCUACUUCACAAAUGCAGUAUUUAUGCAAUACAAAUGCAGUAUUUAUGCAAUACAAAUGCAGUAUUUAUGCAAUACAAAUGCAGUACUCGCUGUAAAAAAAAAGUGAUGUGUUUUUUGUUAUAUGGAAAUGACAUUGACAAGUAUUUUUCAUGGUGCUAACGUUUAGCCUUUAAAAACAUAAUCAUAUUGUAAUGUAUUGCAAAUGUAGUUUUAUGUGACCUUCUAGAAUAUCGUCCUGUAGGUUUGUAAUUUAUACUUUAAUAUGAUGUACUUUGGACUUAAAACGUUUUGUCCCUUUUUGUAGUUGUGUUUUUCAUAAGGUUGCAAAAUUCUGGUAACUUUCCCACGAGUCCCAGGUUUUCCAGCAACCCCGGUUGGAAGAUUCUGGUAACUUUCCCACGAGUCCCAGGUGUUCCAGCAACCCGGUUGGAAGAUUCUGGUAACUUUCCCACGAGUCCCAGGUGUUCCAGCAACCCGGUUGGAAGAUUCUGGUAACUUUCCCACGAGUCCCAGGUGUUCCAGCAACCCGGUUGGAAGAUUCUGGUAACUUUCCCACGAGUCCCAGGUUUUCCAGCAACCCCGGUUGGAAGAUUCCUGGAAUCAGGAAGUAAUAAAGCAGGACAUCUGGGAAAUAUAGGAAUCCUACAACUGGGAAUUUUGGAAAAGUUACCAGAUUUUUAAAAGAAAUGUGCAACCCUAGUUUUGUAUUGUUUAUGUUUUAUUAGGAUAAAUCCUAUAGUUGCUGUCAUCAGUCUGUUUUGACACCAGUGAACCUCAUCAUACAGGUAGAUAUAUUGUGACCAGUAGCGCUCUGGUUAAAAGCAGUGCUCUAUGUUUUGGGAAUAGGGUGACAUUUGGGAUGCACUAUGGUUGUACCUAAUAAGUACUGCACCUGAUACUUGGCAAUGGUAGAGAACAAUAAACAUCAGAUUUCCAAACGA